UACAUACACACACACCGCACUUCACACGUACACACACCGCGACACACGCACACCCACAACCCUCCGCCGACGUCACCGCGCCUCCUGCGACCGCUGCCCUCCACCGAACAACGUGGAAGCCCUUCUUUCUCUCCUAUUUUUCAACACCUCUAUCCCCCUCCAUACCCACACAUACGUUCAUCUGCAACUGCUAUCCGGUCGAUUUUGCCGCCGCCGUCACUGGACUCCGACAUCUCUCGAAUAUUCUUGUCUAUCCUCUAUGAUAUGAAACACAUGAGAGCAUGCUAUGAUGGAUUACUUUCUGCUGCAACAAAUAAUGCUUAUGAAAUUACCCUAUGUUAAUGGCAACAUAGAAAGUUGCCCUGCUCUGGCAGUUGGCUGUACAGCAGUACUUAAACCAUCAAAAUUAGCAUCCAUCACAUGUUUGGAGUUGGCUGAAGUGUGUCGAGAUGUGGGUCUUCUAUCUGGUGUUCUCAACUUUUUGACAGGCUAUGCUCCUUUGGUUUCACAUCCUGAUGUAGACAAGGUCAGUCGCGACCUUCCGUUCUGUUUUUCAGUUCCUUAUUUUUCUUUUGAGUUGGAUGUUUUCCAACUGAGAUGUCGACGGUGGGAGGAGCUUGGAGUUCUCGCUGAAGAAGGGGGGUCUCCACUAGCGACGGGGGGUGGCCUUCGUUGAAAAGAGAAGAUCGAAGAUCGGAGGAGGAAACACAGUGAUUAACAUUAUAUAAUGUUUAGUGCUAGUAAUAUUUGUUUAGUUUUAAGUAAAAGACAAUCAUACUUAUGUUUAGUUUUUGUUUAAACAUAUUAUAUUUUUUUUAGUAUCAUUUGAUACUUUGGAUAUUAA
Molecule: messenger RNA, 844 nt
Organism: Salvia hispanica
Lineage: Eukaryota; Viridiplantae; Streptophyta; Magnoliopsida; Lamiales; Lamiaceae
Source: RefSeq, a predicted model, not a curated record